CUAAUUGUAAUGGAAAACAUUAAGCAUCAUCUCAUCUUCAUUAACUGACUCAACCAACUACCAGCUAGUGAGAGAAACGGAGAGUAGUGAAGAGAGAGAAAAUGUCCGGAGCAAGGAAGACGGUGUGUGUCACCGGAGCUUCCGGUUACAUCGCUUCAUGGCUAGUCAAUCUCCUUCUUCAGCGCGGUUACACCGUCAAUGCCACCGUUCGUGAUCUCAAUGAUCCAAAGAAAGUUGAGCACUUGCGUUCUCUAGAUGGAGCUAAGGAUCGGCUUCACUUGUUUACUGCAAACCUAUUGGAGGAGGGAUCUUUUGAUGCUGCUGUGGAGGGGUGCGAAGGUGUUUUUCACACUGCUUCUCCCUUCUACCAUGAUGUUAAAGACCCAGAGGUUGAAUUGCUUGAUCCUGCUUUGAAGGGAACACUUAAUGUUCUCAAUGCCUGUGCAAAAGUCCCAUCAAUAAAAAGAGUGGUGCUGACAUCUUCAAUUGCAGCAGUUGCAUACAAUGGAAAACCUCGAACUCCGGAAGUGGUUGUUGAUGAAACCUGGUUUUCUGAUCCAAAUCUCUGUAGGGAAACAAAGAUGUGGUAUAUGCUCUCUAAAACUCUGGCCGAGGAAGCUGCAUGGAAGUUUGUGAAAGAGAAGGGUAUUGAUAUGGUUACGAUAAAUCCAGCAAUGGUUAUUGGACCAUUGUUGCAGCCAACACUCAACACAAGUGCAGCUGCAAUAGGGAGCUUAUUCACUGGGUCAGAAACUUUUAAAAACAUGGCACCCGGUUGGGUUAAUGUUAAAGAUGUUGCCAUGGCACAUAUCCUGGCACUUGAGGUCCCUUCUGCUAAAGGGAGGUACUGUUUAGUUGAAAGGGUCGCCCAUUAUUCAGAUCUUGUGAAGGAGUUAAAAGAGCUUUACCCGAAUGCCGCACUCCCUGAAAAGUGUGUAGAUGACAAACCUUUGGCACCAGUUUACCAGGUCUCUAAAGAGAAAACUCAAAGUUUGGGCAUCGACUAUAUUCCUCUUAAAACGAGCCUCAAGGAGACUAUGGAUGAAACUGCAAAAGGAAGAGGGAAGAAGGUGUGUGUAACAGGAGCAUCUGGUUACAUAGCUUCAUGGCUUGUCAAAUUCUUGCUUGAACGUGGUUAUACCGUAAACGCUACUGUUCGUGACCCAAAUGAUCCAAAGAAAACAGAGCAUUUACUGGGAAUGGAGGGAGCAAAGGAAAGAUUACACUUAUUCAAAGCAAAUCUAAUGGAAGAGGGCUCAUUUGAUUCAGCCAUUGCUGGAUGUGAAGGUGUUUUCCACACUGCCUCCCCAGUUGUUUUCAAGCCCAAAGAUCCUCAGGCUGAUGUACUUGAUCCUGCUGUCAACGGAACACUCAGUGUUCUUGCCUCUUGUAAGAAGUUUCCAACCGUAAGACGGGUGAUUUUGACUUCUUCUACUGCUACAAGCAUGUUUACUAGUCGAACCCUAGCUCCUGAUGUGGUGGUUGACGAAACUUGGUUUUCUGAUCCUGAAUUAUGCAAGGGUUCUGAUAUGAUGUAUUACGUGCUCUCAAAAGUAUUAGCCGAGGAAGCUGCCUGGAAAUUUGUCAAAGAGAAUGAUAUUGACAUGGUUUCGAUCAACCCUUCCAUGGUCAUAGGCCCUGUGUUGCAGCCAACUAUUAAUGAUAGUGUAGCUUCAAUCUUGAACUUGAUUAACGGGUCCGAAUCUUAUCCAGACUUAGUUUGUCCAUGGGUACAUGUUAAAGAUGUCGUGGAAGCUCAUAUACGUGCAUUUGAGAUACCUUCAGCUACGGGACGAUAUAUUUUAAGCGAAAGGGUGUUACAUUUUUCAGAGGUUAAGAAGAUAUUGCAUGAGCUUUACCCCUCUCUGAAGCUCCCUGAUAAAUGUGUGGACGUUGGGCCUCUACCAAAAACAAUCUAUCAAGUUUCGAACUCUAAGGUUAAAAAAAGCUUAGGCAUCGAGUACAUUCCCUUCGAAGUAAGCCUUAAAGAAACUGUGGAAAGCCUGAAGCAGAGGAAAUUCGUAUAAGUUUUUUUUUUCCUUCUGUUGAAAUUUGUACAGUUCUGUUUGACUUAAAUGACGUCGACUUAUAAUAACUUAUUCAUAACAUGGAAAUAUAUGAUUCAGUUUUCCUA
Molecule: messenger RNA, 2134 nt
Organism: Spinacia oleracea (spinach)
Lineage: Eukaryota; Viridiplantae; Streptophyta; Magnoliopsida; Caryophyllales; Amaranthaceae
Product: dihydroflavonol 4-reductase
Exons: 12
Coding region: 102-2027 (641 amino acids)
Molecular function (GO): oxidoreductase activity, acting on the CH-OH group of donors, NAD or NADP as acceptor
Source: RefSeq, a predicted model, not a curated record